Betta splendens (Siamese fighting fish) is the source of this 3761-nucleotide messenger RNA. RefSeq names its product USP6 N-terminal-like protein. The coding region runs from base 423 to 1997 and encodes 524 amino acids. The record is from RefSeq and is a predicted model, not a curated record. Lineage: Eukaryota; Metazoa; Chordata; Actinopteri; Anabantiformes; Osphronemidae. The transcript has 14 exons.
AAGUAAAACACAAAAAAGAACUGUCAAAAUAAGCCAAGAUGCACAUGCGCAGUCUCCAAUCAACCACGUCCACUGAAAUUAGCACGAAGGUUCCAGACGAGUCAUUUGGCACGUGGAGUCACGCUGCGCGUCCAGCAGAUGGCGCCAGCACAAACCCCCCGACGACCCAGUCUGCGGGUUCUGGAGGCAGCGGCUCGUGCGGCGCCUGCGUCUUUAAGGCCGCCGACUGCUGCCACGCUGCGGCGCCUGCUCAGUGCGCGUCCGCUGAUCCGAUCCGGACCGGGACCGCUGGCUCUGUGGCGGCAGCCUACGGACGGACGGAGCCUAUUGUUCGUUCUGCUGGUGCUGCGCGUUAACUGGAGAAUGCGCAGAGGAACCGGAGCGGCGAUCCUGCUCGGAUAGCGCAGAACGACGAUAUUGACAUGAAGAAAGACAUUGAGACUCUAAUAGCAGAGGAACGCGCUGACAUCAUCUUGAAAUAUGCUACGGGCCGUCAGGGCGGGGUGGAGGUCGACCCCUGGGAAGAUGCUGACUACAGCAUCUACAAAGUCAUCGACCGCUUCGGCUUCAUGCACGAGGACGAGCUUCCGGCUCCGACCGCACACGAGGAAAAGCUGAAGCAGCUGGAGACGGAGAGAGCAGAGAAAUGGCUGAAGAUGGUGAAGAAGUGGGAUAAAUACAAGAACAGUGACCGGAUGGUCAAACGGGUUUACAAGGGCAUCCCGCUGCAGCUCAGAGGCCGGGCCUGGGCGCUGAUGCUGGACGUGGAGACCACCAAAAAGGAGAACGAGGGCAAGUAUGAGAAAAUGAAGGAACAGGCCCGGCUCUACUCGGCGGAGAUCAAACAGAUCGACCUGGACAUCAACAGGACCUUUCGAGACCACAUCAUGUUCAUGGAUCGCUUUGGAGUCAAGCAGCAGUCUCUCUUCCACGUGCUUUCUGCAUAUUCAGUCUACAACACAGAGGUGAGCUACUGCCAGGGCAUGAGUCAGAUCGCUGCCCUGCUGCUGAUGUUCAUGAACGAGGAGGACGCCUUCUGGGCUCUGUCACAGCUGCUGGCCGACCAGAAACACGCCAUGCACGGCUUCUUUGUUCCCGGCUUUCCAAAACUUCAGCGAUUCCAGGCCCAUCACGAUCAGAUCAUUUCUAAACUCAUCCCCAAGCUGAAGAAACAUCUGGACAGGGAGCAGAUGUCCGCAGGGAUUUACAGCACGAAAUGGUUCCUACAGUGUUUCAUUGACAGGACGCCGUUCACACUGACCCUUCGCCUCUGGGACAUUUUCAUCCUGGAGGGAGAGAGGCUGCUCACGGCUAUGUCCUACACCAUCCUGAGGAUGCACAGGAAGGGCCUGGUUAAGAUGUCGCUGGAGGAGCUCAGGGACUUCCUGCAGGAGCGACUCGCCCACACCUUCCUUUACAGCGACGACGUGACCGUAGACCAGCUUCAAGCCUCCAUGGCUGAACUGCGAAAGAUGAAGUUGGAUCUUCCUCCUCCAGGGAGGUCUGACGAGUUGCCUUGUAGGCCCCUGGGCCAGGAGCUGAUGAGUCCACUCCUGCCUCCCAGAGGGAAGCCCUCCUCUGCCAGCGGUUUCCCAAGAGCAGGCCUGUGCCUCCACAUGAUCUCCCACCAGCCUGACUCCAUAUCUCCAGACCAGAGCCCCUCCAAGGACCCCGGGGACCUCAACGCUGUGGAGGAGGAAGGGGCCCCUCUGCCUUCCCCGGACCCCAUCAUCAUCCACAGCCAGGCCCCCGAUGGCUCCCCGCUGAUGGGGCCUCCACCGUACACGCCCCCUGAAGACCAGGCAGAGGACCAGGGGGAACAAACAGGACCCGAAGCGUCCAUCACAGCGGACCCGUCCUCCUGCAGCGUCCCAGGGGUGGUUUCACAAGCGGCCUCACCAGGUUCGGGCCUGGAUCAGUAUGAUCUGGCAGCAGGAGAGAGCACCGAGGACAGUUCGAGGUCCAGCUGCAGCAACAGAGACCAGGAGAGAACCUGAGAGGAGAAGCGGAACCCGCCUCACUGGGUCACUGACGAUCUUCAUCUUGCUUUAAGACAGUGGCACAACUACAGCCGAGUUGAAAGUUUGGUGGUUGAGUUGCUUUUCACUGCAGAAGUAUAAUUAUUAUCAGUGUCAAGCAAUAAUCACUAAAGAACGUGUUCAAGCAGUAACAUUAGUUAUUAGUCCGUUUAAAGAGUUCCUGCUGUUUUCUACUGUUAUUCCCUGAACUGCAGUAAGCGUUUAAGUCAAAAACAAUCAGUGAAGAUUGUCAAUAGUGAAAGGUGUGUGAUCGGUCACCAAAUAACAGGUGAGUCCGACACUGCUGCACCUUCCUUACAUUGUGCUUUGACUUCUGUCGGCACAUGCACAUGGAAGGCGGUUUUCAGCCUCUCUCUUUGUUCACGGACAGCGGCGUCACCUCGUGUUUCCACGAAGGCUGCUCACAUACGCUUACUGGCCUAAAGCGAGGCGUCUGCAGCUGUGGAGUGUCUCACUGGGAAUAUGAGCCAGAGACGGUGAUGAGGAAGAAUUUAUUGUGUUGCAUCAUGGGAAGUGUAGGAUCAAAUGUUUUAACUUCUCCUCAGUUACUGUCUCUCACAAACCACCACCUUUAUUUCGAAAGGACUGCACGCAGAGAAAGGACAAUAAAUCUUUUUAACCAAAAAGGUAAUUACUUAUCUUUAGACUAAUUUAAGGGCUUGUGCUGAUCCACAGUGACAGCCCACUUACACUUUAUUUUUGCUCCAUCCUCUCAUUUCUCGCAUGUCACAGAGUAAAAAUAUGGGCUCAUUAGCCCCAAUCAGCGAGCUCUGGCUCAGAACAGUCAAACAGCCUCGUUGUUCCAAUCAGGACAGCGUCUUUGGACCCUGGAGCUCCGAGCCCACACUGGCGUGUGUCCGGUUUACCUGGAGUACAAACAGAACCGACUGAGGCCUGUACAAAAGACAACACCCUUUACAACAGAAGCAUUUUUGUAGUUUUCUAACAUUAUGUCCGGGAACAGACAUCAGCCUUUGUAAAACGUUUGCUAGCAGAGUUGUAGUUUUAUUUUUUGUACCAAUGUCUUGAUGCCUUAUUUGGAUCGGCUUCAUUGCUGAUGUGGUACCAGACUAUGAUGGGCUCAACAGGAGACCUCCGACAUGGUGAGCUGGCUCACUGCUUAUGAUUGUACACAUGGAAACCUGUUGAGCUCAUUUUAAUUAAGUGGUUUUCAAGCUCCGUAAUUUAUUGUGUAUUGUAUUAUCUCUUAGAAAGGCCAACAAGUUAUUUCCGAAGCACUUGUGUGUAAGUGCCAAUGCUUUGAUAACAGUGUGUAGACGUAUCUGUUUAGAAUUGUGUGAUAUUGUAGAUGAGGAGCGGUAGAACCGGUUUUCAGUGUGUAGCCGUAGUGACAGGCUGACAUCUUGUGGUUGAUUUGGGUUCAGCACAUCUGUCGAGAUUUGACGUUGUAAAUUAGGAAGCAAAUUACGAAGCCCCACAAUUCAAAGCUAUUCUUUGAAAUUCUUUGUGGGGGGUUUCUAUGACAUUUGACUGUAUUUCAAUGAGAGAACUACAUUGUUAAUAUUUCCAAUAAUUAUGUGUGAACUGUAUUUUGAAGUGUCUGAGUGGGACGACACUACAGCUUCGUGACAUAACUGAGCACUUCAGGUCAGAGCAUGUUACAACUGUGCUAGGAUCUUGGCUACAGAUUUGUAUAAAAUUAGGAAUUGUUUGUUAAGACGUUGAUAAAACAUAAAACAAUACAGCUUUUAUCAUCCUUUA